CCACCACCACCACCACCACCACUACCACCAAUUCACACUCAAAAGUCAAUCUCAAAAGCAAUGGUUGAGACAUUCGGAUACAUUUCGGUGCAGCCCGACUGGGCAGUCGACGUAAAGAAAGCGCUCAGCGGUGCCGAGGGCCCCCACACCUUCUGGGCAUCCGCAUACAAGCAAGGCACCGAACUCACCCACAAGCCCACUAAAACUACCGCGCAAUCCAUCACCGCCGAAUACAUUGACACCCGUCAUCUCCAGCUCUCCACCACCAACAGCAACAGCAGCCAUCCAGAAUCCCAAAAUAUCCUGGCGCCGCGUCUUUACACCGCCCCGCACCGUUCGGUAGAGUGCUCGCAGAUUAAGCGCAAAACGGGGCUGCGGAGCUUCGAUAUUAGUCCGUAUGGCGGAUUACUGGUGGGUUGUGGCGAUGAGGGCGCCAUGGGUGUGUAUGAGAUCGAGGGUCGCGUGCAUAGGGUGCAGCUGGAGGGACAUUUGGGAGACAUCACAGCUUGUCGAUUCUUCCCCUCUGGGCAAGUUGUAUUGAGUGGUGCGACGGAUAUGCGGAUCAAAAUAUGGUCGGCAUCGGACGGCUCUAACCCGGUUACCCUGGUGGGCCACACAGCGGCGAUCACGGAUCUGGCGAUUAUCGGGAGAGGCCGCCAGGUUUUAUCGGCGGCCGCGGACGGCACCCUGAGGCUGUGGCAUUGCGGGGAGUCCUCCGUUGUGCAUGUAUUUGAGCUGUCGCGGAUGCGAAUUAACUCUAUUGAUCUUGUCGCACGGUUCGAGGCCCAGGAUGUGCUUGAGAUUGAUGGAAAGCUUGUUGUGGCUGCUUGCGAGGAUGGACGCGUGGUUGUCGUCGAUUUGAUGGCCAGGGAGUAUGGCGAUGUUGGAGGCGUUCCUGUGAGGGCGGUUGCGUAUGACGUGGCUAACUCCCGUCUGUAUACUGGGAUGGCGGACGGCUCUGUGAAUGUGUGGGCGGCUGCGGAUGCUGGUGAGCCCGUGUAUGCGUUCAGGCGUAAUGCGUCUCCUGUGUCGGCUAUCCGCUUGGUCUAUGGCGUGGAUGCGGGGGAGCCGCGGAUCUGCGUGGGCACCGAGGACGGUCAGCUGUUUGUGGCUGCCGUUAUUGAUAACAAUGGUGCCGUUGGCGUGGAGAUCGUCGAGGAGCUUGUGGCCUUUGAUGUCGACCCCAUUACCCAAAUCCGCACUGCCCCGUCGUCUGUCAAAAACUCUACCCGCCAGAGCAUCUGGGCGAGUGGACGCACGAACAAGGCAUACGAGUUUUAAUCAAAAAUAUAUAUAUAUUGGAU
This is a messenger RNA of Kickxella alabastrina, 1304 nucleotides long. Its product is annotated as WD40-repeat-containing domain protein. The coding region runs from base 61 to 1281 and encodes 406 amino acids. The record is from RefSeq and is a predicted model, not a curated record. NCBI's taxonomy places the organism in Eukaryota, Fungi, Kickxellomycota, Kickxellomycetes, Kickxellales, Kickxellaceae. Gene Ontology annotation, molecular function: protein binding. The transcript is spliced from 3 exons.